AUGGUUGAAGAUUCUAACAGCAAUCGUGGCGGUCGCGGAAGAGGACGAGGAAAAGGACGAGGACAAGGACGAGGACGAGGAGUUGGUGGUCGUGGACAAGGACGAGGACGAGGAGUUGGUGGUCGUGGACAACGAAACCCAAGCAGUAGUCGAGGAAGAGAGGCAGGUUGUGGUAGAACGUCCAACUUUCGUGUGCAACAGCUUCCGUCAAACCCAUCGAACCUUCAAUUCAUUCGGUCCGUGCUCAAGAACUGUCCAAACCACAAACUUCAAGAAACGAUUGAGCAAUUGGAAAAGUCGUGGCUCAAUUGCUGGCAAGAGGCCGAGCGUCUUCCAUUGGAUGCUCUUAAAAUUCUCUUGUCCGCGUUGGCUCGUUUACCCUUUUCAGCAUCAGUGGCUCCUCCUCUCUCUGCUAUCAGCAAAGGAGUUCGUACAUUCCAGAGUCAAGUGACGCCAUGUGAAGACCAUGCAUUGGAUGGAAAUGAUGACACUCUUGAAGGUGUUGAACUUGUUGAACGCGUCGUCUCGAGACUAUUGAAAUUCACGUGGGACUUGAAGAGAGACGAUGUAAAACAAGCGCUGGACGAGAUGAUUGUCGAAGCGGACUCUAGUCUGAAUAUUCGACUGAAAACGCAUCGUCCAGUACGUGGUCGACUGACAACGUUGCUAAAUGAGAUGGAAAAGUCAUGGAGCAUUCGAGUUAAAGUACGAGAAGAAGUUGAAGUUGAAGAGAAUGUGACGUUAGUCGAUUGGCGACAUCCCACGGUGGCAUGGCUCGCAGAUUAUAAGAACUUUCAGCCAACUUUAUUACCGAAGCUGCAGCUUCCUCACACAAAUGAAGGCAGAGUUUAUGAAAAUAGUGAGGAAUACUUUACAACGAUUGUAAAAUUAUGGAUCGGUAUGACGUUUGUGGAAGGCAAUAAUGCCUUGUUACCGCAUUGCACAGUGAAGAUGGGAGACAAGAUGUGUGACCAACCAUUGUGGCCGUUCCCAGGCAAAACAACUGCUAUUAAUUGUAAAGACUCGCAAUGUGGUCGUAAUGCAACGUUCUUGUGCGCACACAGACAACAUGCAAAAGGGUACUGCAGCAAGUGUGCUGGAGACUACCAGCAGAAACUGCGUGGGCCACCGUCCAAGUACGCGUCGACGCACAUCUAUGACGGUUUCAUUUCACAGGUCAAGUACGACGGGACCAUUUCAAUCGACCAGGUGGCGUCGCGCCGACCGCCGUUAAAGCCUAUUCAUUGGAAAACUACCAAGCGGCUAUCAAGUCCUAACCUGGUGGGUGUCGUGAGACUUGCAAACCGUAACGCAUCGCUACGAAGCUCGGAUGAGAUUUAUUGGGGAGAAAUUAUAUUCCAGGGUAAAAGUUUCGACGAGUUCAAGGCUCGUGAGAGAGGAUGCUUGACGCUGCGUCUGCUUCAGUACCUCGAUGAGCCAGGGAAUGCUAUGCUGGCGCACAACCCGAGUGUAGGAAAUGCAGUGGCGAUUAUUGAUUGCCAAACGUUUGUUCCGGAGUUCAUUCCGGUGCUGAAAGCGCUCGAGAAACAACGUCAGAUGCCGGUGCCAUUUCAAGAUGGCGCACUACUUAAUUUGUGCGAUCAGAUGACUAGUGUUGCCGAUGACGGCAAUGACUACUAUGAAGGUGUUGUGCCCACCACAGGCGUAAGCUCCACCACGGGUACAUCAACACUAAACUUGAUUCGAGAGGUGAUCCGAUUAUCGCUUCUUGAUCCUGUUGUUGACAUCCGUCGAGAUGAAGCACUUCGAAGCCGUUUAGAGAUCUCACUACUACAGUUGGUGAAUAGUGUAACGCUCGAUCCUGGCCAAUUGAAGAGUUUCGCAGGGGCGUUAAUGUACCCUGUGCAUUGCACACAAGGUCCACCCGGCACAGGAAAAUCGUAUUUGGGUGUCGUAGUUGUUCGUGCUUUGCUGAUAAUCCGAGAUCUUUGGAAACAGAAGAAUCUCGAAAUUGGGGAGCCUCCGAUCCUGGUCCUUUCGUACAAAAACCACGCCAUUGAUGAGUUUCUAUUGGAUUUGCUCCGAUCUGAGCCAACGCUGGGCCACGUUCCAAGAACUACGACCUACUUUGGACGAUAUUAUCUCGGAAAUGGUUUUAAGAGACUUGUACGCAUUGGUGGAGGAUGUAGUGAGCCCGAACUAGAGCAGUAUCGAGAGCGAAACGUUGCCGCCUCAGACCCGAAUGUACGCGAGGUCUCUCAGCGCAUUGAGAAUUGCCAAGAAGUUCGAGAGAAAUGGCACAAAUUUCGUGAUAUAUUCGCUCUCAUUUUUGAGGCUCAAACUACUGUUGGUGGUGAUGCGAGAGUCCUAAGUACGGAAGAAUUGAAGAUUGUACAAGACGCUGUUCCAGCGGCAUCUUCAGCCGUGGCAACACUUUUGCACCUGACGGAAAGUAUUAAAACUGUCGGUGAGACGGUGGACAACCCCGUGCAAGCAAUUGACGGAACCGAUGGCAAAGAAAAUUCGGACUUGUGUAAGCUUUUGAGUGAAACACCCUCUCCUAUUGAGGUCGUGAAAAGUGUACUGAAGGAGAAACCGAUGUUGACUAAUAAGGAUAUCGCACGUUUAUACGAAGGUAUUAAGCACUACGAUCGCGAUAUUGAUCCUCAAGAAGUGGUGUACCGGUGGAUCUCGGGCUUUUGCCCUUUGCCAGCGUGCACUUAUCCUGAACUAUGCUUGAACGUGUGCGUUGACGGGAGUAAUUUCUGUCAAGAGCAUUCCUGCAAAUACACUCACGAUGAAGAAUAUGUUUGCAGCGAAAGUGUGGCUCACAAGCGACUUUAUUGUAAACAGCACUUGUGCUCAGCUGACAAAUGCAAGAACUGCAGGAUCAGCGAAGCUCAGUCAUUUUGCGAAGAUCACGCAUGUUUUGUGUGCUUAGCCCGAGGUGAGCUUGCCGAUAUUGCUUCCCACGAUCCUCCUCGAAAUUCGUGUGAACGACAUCCACUUUGCUGGGGUCUGGGUGGUAUGUGCUCCGAAAUCGCAGAGCCUACCAAGUCGCAUUGCAAACUUCACGUCGAAGGUCUAUACUGCAAGUGGAUAGCGGAGGGUGGAGAACCUUGUAGCGAAAUCGCGUCAACGGGACAGUAUUGCGGCAAACAUUACGUUGAAGCAGCAGCUUUAGCAACUCGCAUGGCUGAAAUGAGUGAUGACAAAUGCCAGGCACGAACGAGAAAAGGAAAGGCUUGUAAAGGGAAGUUAGUGUCGGGUUCGCACUACUGCAGAGAUCACGUGGGACGGACUAACCUGCCUAGUACAAAACUUCCUGAGCUUCCGGUGCCGGAUAGUGGAGCUGAAGAUAAGGUUGAAGCUAGCGGGCAUGAGACUGUUGAAGUCCAGGAGGAGCCGAUAGUGAAUGAAACAUCGGGAACCCGGCUUUUGCAGCCUUCCGAUGUUGCGAUAUUAAGUGACUUAGAAGACGGAAAGACAAAUCCAGAUAUUGACAUAGAGAGCUCGGAUAGUGAUGUUGGUGACUUCGUAGAUGCUGUCCAAUACGACAAUGAAGACGAGGUUGAGGAGUCCGAGCAUUUACAGCAUCUCCGCGACGUUUAUGAGGUUGAAGACGAUGAGGUUGAGGAUGUUAUAGUCGAUGAGAUUGACGAAGAGGAGAAGUCUUCUUGGACAUUGUCGGACCAGCAACUAAUGUCUCCUUCCGAAUGGCAUUGGGAGAUGACUUUGGAAGAGCGGUGGAACGCUCUUUAUUCAGUAUUGAAUCUUUGGAGCAAUCUCAAUGCGUAUUUACAACAUGCGUUCGUGAAGAAGCUCGAAAAUUUAAAGAUUGAAUUACAGCGUGAGAUUCUCCGAGCAAAUUCUCGUGUAUAUGAGGGCAAAGCUGUUAUCGGAGGGACAAUUACAGGCUGCGUGUCGAGAUUGGAGGCGAUUCGGACUACGAACCCAUUCGCGAUAUUGGUGGAGGAGGCUUCGGAAGUAAUGGAGCCGCUCCUUGUUUCGUGUUUUAGCUCGUCUACACGAAAAUUGGAAAUGAUCGGAGAUCAUAUGCAGCUGCAACCGUCUGUUAUGGGCCGAAUCGACUUUGAGCGAGUGAACAAGAUCAACAUCUCGAUGUUUGAACGAUUGAUUAGUGCUCCACAAGAGAAUGAAGUCCCUUCGUCCGUUCUAUCGAUUCAGCGUCGAAUGCGCAAGAACAUCUGCGAUCUCACUCGAAACUAUUACAAGGAGAUUACAACCAUCGAAGAUCACGAAAUAUGUGGCACGAAAGUUAUUGGAAGCAAGGCCAAAGGAAAUUACCCGCUUCUCGAUGCAUGUGAAGGGGGCGGCCGUGAGGUUCCGGGUGUGUCGCCGCACGUAUUCUUCUGGACACAUUCUGGUGCCCAAGAGCGAGCAUCUGUCGGUUUGUCCCGCGUGAAUCAGCAGGAAGCGAAGAUGGCGUGCAAGUUGGUGCACUAUUUGGUUCUUUGCGGAGUGCCUCCUAAGUCAAUUGCUGUGCUCACUCCGUACAAAGGACAACUGAUGCUCUUGAGGAAAAUGCUGAUGAACACGUACGGGCUAACUAUGAUGACUAAAGGACGAGAUUCGCGACUAACUCCAUCUUGCACGGUAUCAACAGUCGACCGCUUUCAAGGUGAUGAAGCUGACAUUGUCAUUAUCUCACUCGUGAUUGAUGGCAAGUCCCGUACGCCUUUCGUAAAACUUCAGAAUCGCAUGAUAGUUUUGCUGAGUCGAGCACGUCUAGGGAUGUAUCUUGUAGGGAAUGUCGAGUACUUUGGUGAAACUACACACUGGCAGAAGACGUUGGGACUCUUAGAGAAUGACACGGAGUCUGAUAACACUGAGUAUACUGAGUGUACAACGUACAGCGGGCCGCGUAUUGGUCGUGCGCUUCCGAUCUGCUGCCCUGAACAUCGAACAUCUGUAGCUCUUGCAAAAGAAGAGAGAGAUUUGAAGCUUGGAUUUUGCACUGUGGUAUGCUCAGUAGAACUAUCAUGCUCUCAUGACUGCGGGCUAAUGUGUCACUGGCCUGACGUGGGCAAGCACAAUAAGAAUUGUUGUGUGAAGGUCGAGUCGCCUUGCAGCCGCCACCCACGGGAGUUAAUGUGCUCCGCUGUGACGGCUUCUGCUCGAGGAAUGUCCAUUGAUGAGGCUUUAAAGAAGUACCAAUGUGAUACUCGAGUUGAAGUGAGUUUGCCCUGUGGCCACAACCAGAAAAUGAAGUGCUACUUACAAAGUGAAAUCGUGGCCGGACGGACUUCAUGGCCGGUUUGCAACAAAGAGGCUAUCGCACCGUACGUAUACUCCGAGUGCAAACACGUUCUAAAAUGCACGUGUACCGAGUUUGAUCGAUACUCAAAAGGGCAUGCACCCUUGUGCAUUGAAAAAGUUGAGUUUACGCCACCUUGCCAGCACACAGUAUCGCUAUCAUGUCACGACCGUCAGGACUACACCAGCGCAAUGCGCCGAUUUGUUUGCAAGGAGAAAGUCAGGAUGUCGCUGCCUCGAUGCAGCCAUGAGACGGUUGUAUCUUGCCCGACAGCAGAAACGCUGAAGCAGUGGACUGGCGAGUCAUGCGCAACAAUGGGCUUCGUCCAAGAAGGCGAAACCUAUGGUCCGAAAGACUACUUUUGUAAGCAGACUGUGAAGUUCCAACGUCGUUGUGGCCACUAUGAGAUGCUCAGAUGCGAGCGAGCAUUCGAGCUUGCGCAGAGUCCGUCGCGUUGUCAGGAACCGGUGGUGGUGGCAAAUCCUGAAUGCGGCCACGAUUGCUCAACGACAUGUUUUGAGGAAAAGAGACUCCAGGACAAGAUCGCACAAUCUUUAGGGAAGCCGGAAGAUAUUGAUCCGCUGGAAACUGUGCAAGAGGGUGAUUCCAGCAACUUUCGCAGCUACGGACUCAAUAUCCAAUGUACUCACGAGGUAGUGUACAUUCGUGCCUGUGGUCACAAGAAAAAUAUGAAAUGCAGUGAGGCCCGGCACCCCAUCACAACAGUUUGCGAUGAGUUAGUGACAAGGGAGCUGCCGAUUUGUGGACACCUCGUGCAGCUGCAAUGUCAUUUGACGAGGCAUUUAAGCGCGUGGCAACCGUGGCAAGUGCAGAGUCCAUUGAUAAAGCUAUUACACGAAGACAGUGUUGUCGACGAUACUUUACCCGUGCCUGGGUCUCGCCCGGGUGUGCUAAAAUCUAUACUGAAAGAUUGUGGCGCGCCUGUGCGGUUUCGUCGGACCACCACGUGUGGACACGAUGUUGAGAUGAAGUGCUGCGACGCCCUUAAUAUUCUGAAAAGGAAGCAGCUACCUAAUUCCUGCAGUGUUCGUGUCCUGAAAGCACUGAAUUGUGGGCACGAAGCUCCAAUGAAGUGUUCUGACGAGGUGGACAGUGUGAGUUGCCAUGAGUCGGUUGAAAAGCCUUGUUGGAAUUUUGGGAGCUGUGGAAGUAAGGUCAUGGUACCGUGCAAAAGGUCAGCAAACACUGUUGAAUGUACAAAGGAGAUAGAAUGGCUUUGCUCAGAAGGGCACUCCUUUGCCUUACGCCUUUGUAGUAGAGGAAUUCCGUCGGAUUGUCCUUGUUGCUCAUCAGCCCGCUUGGAUGCUGCAAUCAAAAACACGCAGAGUAUCUUGAGCGAUACAAAAUUGAGCCGUUGGUCUCCAGAGACGGCUCGAUUUUUGCCGACUAUGGAUGGUGUGACACAUAUCGCUAUGAGCUUGUCCAGUAAACGCGAAUAUUUAAUUCGGAAGGUUAAAUUGCUGGAGAAAUUCAAAGAAGGGUUGAAUCUGAGUGCACAAUGGUCGAAUACACUCUUCUCGCCAGUGGAAUUUGGAGUAUUUGUCGUAUUGAAUCAAAAGUUGCAAGCACAUCCGAUCGACAAGUUCGAGAUUAUAGAUUUCGGGAGCCCACAAACGCUUAACGGGAUAGAAGUAUACGAAGCCACUCAAAAGAACUUUAAGCGUGUUGCGGGUAGCGGAAAAGUAUGUAUAUUGUUUGGUUGCGUUUACACAGUCAAACACCUGAGAGAUCCUGUCGAUAUUCCUACGAGCAAAGGAAAAAAGGGAGCGAAAGUACGAACUUCUUGGGUGACUCGACAGGCAUCUCACGGAUACGACGCACUAUAUCGUGACACAAAGUCCUGCGAACGUGGCAAUUGGAUCAUAUGGCACCCCUACGUCUUGUUUCCAGUUCAUCGAGUUGAGGUCGCUGACUCGAACAGGCAGAACAUUUUGGAGUGUUUGCCUGAAAAAACGCAAGUUGGUGAGCCACCUCUUACGAUUAGCUUCAAAAAGCCGACGGGAGUAGGAAAUGUGGAUGAGUCAAAACCUGAUGCUGUGACACAGGCGCCUUCCAUCAUAUUGGAAAGAGACCUUAAGAAGCUGCGACUACUCGUUGGAUCGGUGAGUCCGUUCAACGAAAGACUAAAUGUUUGGCAUCCAUGGGAUGGAAAAUCCUUGUCGACCGGAGCGGCCGACGCAAUAUCUCAACGUAUCGAAAAUAGCCUCGUUUCCAAGCUGAGUUUUAUCUCGACAAAAGUUGCAACUACUGCAGUAAGCCAGCCCAAGACCCCUUUUGGCGGGAUCAAAUACGUACAAACGUUGCAAAGCCAAGGAAAGUUGAAAGAAGAUGGAAAUCUGUUACUGGCGUUGGAGCUGCUCGCUGUGCGGAAGCAGGAGACUGUCGAAGCACGAUCGAAAUUGGAAGAGUAUGUGGAUCAAGUCUGUGUGGAGGCUGGGGGUUAUGCGCACCCGCUCGUCAUUGUUGCUUUCGCACGUCUGGCUGUUCGCUUAAGUCAAACCCAUUCAUCAGAUAUUCAACGAAAACUACUUGCCAUUUUUGCUGCACUUUAUCCGGAGGCAAGCGGCUUGUGGCUGACUGAUUCGGAAGUGCGGCUGGUGCAGACAACCGGCAGUCAAACAAAUACAGUGGGCUCAAUCAUUUCUGGCUCAGCCUCGGUAGAGGAUAAGUGGCAGUCUCUAAAAAGUCAAUACAGUUGUCGCUCAGAUGCAAUGGAGAGUUUACUGAAGCUGGUGGGAUUGAUGAAGGUGAAACACGCAGCAGUAAACAUGUUCAAGAACGCGAUGGUAUUGCAGCAGUUAUCUACAACUCAGCGUAAAAAGAACUCGAUGGCUUUCAACUAUUGCUUUGUGGGCAAUCCUGGUACUGGCAAAACAACAGUUGCGCGAUUGUUCGCCGACGUCCUGAAAGACUCGAAGAUUCGUCAAACGAAUACUUUCAUCGAGUGCACUGCUCAGAUGUUGAAAGACAAAGGAGCUGAUGAAUUUCGUUCGAAAUUGCAGAAAGCAACCGGUGGUGUUUUGUUCAUUGACGAGGCGUACGAGCUAGACCCUGCAGGGGACUUUAAGGGGAAGCCAAUAGUGGCAGAGUUGUUGACGGCGGCUGAAGACAAGCGGGAUGACCUCUCAAUCAUUCUCGCAGGCUACGAAGACGACAUCCAAAAGAAGUUGUACGCUUACAACGACGGUCUGGCAUCACGUUUCGAAGAAGUCGUGUUCGAAGAUUUAGAUGCGCAGGACCUGGAGACUGUUUGGGAUGGGAUAGCGCAAGACCGUGGGUGGAAAUACGAGAAAGCUAUAGCGAAGGUAGCAUGUCGCCGCCUAGCCAAGGCUGCAGGGCGUAAGGGGUUCGGCAAUGCGCGUGCUGUGCGCAAACUGUUCGAACAAGCGGUUAAAGAGGCCAUGGCUCGUGAGGAUUUCGACGACGAUCUCGAGUUUCAGACUGUGGACUUGCUCGGAGACCGUCCGUCGACCAACCCGAAGCUUCAAGCUGUACUGGAUGAAGUUGAGGACAAGACUGGCUGGCAUAAGAUUAAGGAGGAAAUGAAGAAGCUGGUACGUAUCAGCGAUGAGAACUACGAGCGUGAGCUGAAGGGCCAGGAAACAGUACCAGUGUGCCUCAAUCGAUUGUUUUUAGGAAAUCCUGGAACGGGUAAGACGACGUGCGCAGGGUACUAUGGUCGGCUACUUAAGACGCUUGAUUUCUUAACCAAUGGAGAAGUUGUAAAGAAGACGGCUGGAGAUUUUGUCGGAAAUCAUGUGGGUGAGUCUCAAACAAAGACAGCGCAAAUCCUGAACAUGGCGAAGGGUAAAGUUCUUGUUAUCGAUGAGGCAUACAAUUUAAAUGACAACAUGUACGGUAAGCAAGUGCUGGAUGUACUGGUGGAGAAGGUUCAAGGUACAGAGAGUGACGACAUAGCGGUGUUGCUGAUUGGAUACGAACAUGAAAUGCUCGAAAUGCUGCGCACUCAAAACCCAGGACUGAUCCGACGAUUUCCGCCCGAUCAUGCAUUUCGAUUUGAGGAUUACACGGAGCACGAACUUCUUGAUAUUCUGGAAUGGAAUUGUGCUAAACGAAGUGUGACAUGCCCGUAUGAAGUGGCUGCGACACUGCUGAAGCAGUUGGCGCUUCAAAAGACCCAACCAAACUUUGGCAAUGCUGGCGCUGUAGAGCAAUUGCUAAAGCACGCGAUAGGCAAUGCCAUGAAUCGCCCCAUGAUAAACGGAAAGACUUUAUUGACACUAGAGGAUGUCGGUGUUAAAGCGAGCUCCGAUAAUGAGCAGAAGGACCCGUUGAAUGCUCUCGACAAGUUGUACCGCAUGGACGAGAUCAAGGAGCAGUUGACGCAGCUUCGAAACGAAAUGAUCGUUGCGGAUCGCGAAGGCUCAGCACUCCCAGAAGUCGGUCAUUUUGUCUUCCGCGGAUCGCCUGGUACAGGUAAAACCACUGUUGCUCGCGUGAUGGCAACCAUUCUUCAUGAAAUGGAGGUCCUGGCAACGCCGAAGCUAGUUGAAACCUCAGGUCUUGACCUCACAGCUCAGUACGUAGGACAGACUAAGCAAAAGGUGACUGAAAAACUUGGUGAAGCGAAGGGUGGGUUGCUGUUUAUUGACGAAGCUUAUGAGUUGGGGAAGGGGACUUUUGGAGAGGAGGCGAUGACAACGCUAGUAGCUGCUAUGACGGAUCCUUCGUAUGUCGGCAUGGUGAUAAUCAUUGCUGGCUACCCGAAGGACAUGGAUCAGAUGCUCGAUCGCAAUGUUGGGCUGAAGAGCCGAUUCAGGCGAUUCAUUGAUUUCCCGGACUGGGAAGCGCAGGAUGCGCUUGUUUUCUUGAGCGAGAAGGCUGAGGCGGAAAAUUUUGAGGUCGAAAGUGAAGCAGUAAUGUCUCUGCAAAAAACGUUUGUGGAACUGAAAAAACUGAGCAACUUUGGCAAUGGCCGAGAUGCUAUGCGUGUGUGGAAAGAGUUACUUCAACACCGUGCACAGAGGGUGGUGACCGAGCCUGAAGAGGAGCGGACCUUUACAGAAAGUGACGCUGAGAAGGCCGGCGAAGCCAUUCUUGUUGCUCGCCGAGGGUGUGCCAUACCCGGCAAGAACGUUGCGGCGGCCGAGAAUCCGAUGAAGUUGCUAGACGGUUUGUACCGCAUGGACACGAUCCGAGAUCAACUCUCACGUUUGCAGACGCAGAUGGCAGUGGCAGACCGUGAAAAUUCGACACGUCCUGAAAUCGGCCACUUUGUCUUCCGAGGCUCUCCGGGUACUGGCAAGACGACGGUGGCGCGUGUGAUGGCACAAAUACUGCAUGCUAUGGGUGCAUUGGGUACAGCAAAGCUCGUGGAGACCUCGGGGUUGGAUCUCACGGGGGAGUACCUUGGCCAAACCAAGGCCAAAGUGACGGAGAAACUUGUCGAGGCUAAGGGUGGAUUGCUGUUCGUCGAUGAAGCCUAUGAGUUGGGUAAAGGACAAUACGGAGAAGAGGCCAUGACGACGUUGGUGGCUGCGAUGACAGAUCCAUCGUACAAUGGCAUGGUUAUCGUGAUUGCAGGUUAUCCAAAGGAUAUGGACAUCAUGCUAAACCGCAAUGCUGGUCUUAAAAGCCAAUUCAAACGGUUCAUUGACUUCCCGGACUGGGAAGCAAAUGACGGAGUCGCAUUCUUGAAAGCAAAAGCUCAAAAGGAAGGAUUCAUGCUGGAAAAUGGAACUGAAUUUGUGCUGCAGAAGAUAUUCCUAGAGCUGAAGAGGUUGGACGGCUUUGGUAAUGGUCGUGAUGCUGUCCGAGUGUGGGAGGAACUAUUGCAGUGCCGGGCACAACGAGUGUUUGAUUUGCCCGAAGACGUGCGUACGAUCACAGCAAAUGACGCACAAAUGGCAGGAGAAGGAAUUCUUGCAGCUCGUCGUCCGCCGGAUGGACAAGUGCUAUCCCAGUCGUCUAUGCCAAGCGAUAAUCCGAUAUUUAGGACUCAAGAGCAGCACCCGGGAAUGCUGCAGCAUCUAUCCGAGCAGAUUGAGAUGCAAGAAGCUGAAGAAAUUUCGACUGAAGAUGAAGUUGAGUGGAAAGAAGCUGAUGUCGAAAAUGUCGUUGAGGUGGAAGCUGAAGAAGAUCCAGAAAUAGAAGAAAUAGAUGACGAUAAAAGCACGAUCAAUGAAGAACGGGACGCUGGCGUUUCAGAUGAGGAUUGGGAGGAACUGGAGCGUGCCAAAAAGGACCACGCUGCUCAUUUGAAUGCCUUGAAACGAGCCCGUGAACAAGCAAAAUUGGAGGAAGAACGACGCCGUGCUAAAGCUAUACAGGAAAAAAUCCGUCAAAUUUGUCCAUGCCCUGCCGGCUUCAAGUGGUACAAGUCUGGUAGUGGAUGGCGUUGUGGUGGAGGUUCUCACUUUGUGUCGGAUGCGCAGCUAAACAGUCAGUUUACACGUUAA
Messenger RNA from Peronospora farinosa, 11679 nucleotides. NCBI's taxonomy places the organism in Eukaryota, Oomycota, Peronosporomycetes, Peronosporales, Peronosporaceae. The record is from the annotation of a GenBank genome assembly.